Rhizophagus irregularis DAOM 181602=DAOM 197198 is the source of this 829-nucleotide messenger RNA. The record is from RefSeq and is a predicted model, not a curated record. Lineage: Eukaryota; Fungi; Glomeromycota; Glomeromycetes; Glomerales; Glomeraceae.
ACUUGUAAGACGUUUUUUGUCUCUGGCUUAUCGAAAUUAAAAUUUUAUAAUCAACUAAAGUUUCAUACCAUUAUUUCGAUGAAUUCCUCAAAUUAUAACCCAUAUACCAUGAAAGUUCCUCUUCAAAGUCAACAACAAACUGCUUACAGUUAUCAACCUCAGCACUCAUAUCGACAACAAACCUACCAACACUUAGUACCUACUCCACAACAAUACUCUUAUAACCAGCCUCGUCGUCCUGUGUUUGCACCUGCUUAUUACACGACUUCAUACGGACGUUCUUUGCCAAAUAAAAGUGCUCAUACGCCCACAAACGGUUCUUUUACACAAGCUCCACGAAGGGUUACGCGACGGGGUAAUUUUUACAUAAAUUUUCUACUAAAUAUCUUAUAUCAAAUUUAUUAAAGUUGCGAUCUACAAACGCAAAAAAAUGAAACUUUCUAGCUUCUGAAACAAUGAAUUUGCAACACAAUAUGAUUUCGAAAACCAACUCGUCAAAAAAAAAAUUUUAUAGCACUUAUGCGAGUCGUUUAAAGCAAGGGAAUACCGCUUUAGUCUUACCAAUGAUAAGAGGAGGGAAAAAACGACAACGUGGAGGUGGGCACGGCUCUCUUGCCGAAGAUUCUGAUGACGUAGCAGACCUAUUUGAAGACGAAACUAGAAAUACGCCACCCUUGGAAAAACGUUCUGCAAACGGAGUAACUGCAAAUGGUGAUAUUCCUGUUGUGAAGCGGGCAAGAAGUAGAACUAAACAUGUAUACAAUUCUCACAAAGAAUUGGAACGCAAUGCAGAGCAGAAAGAAAUCCUAAUACCUAUAAAACUAGAUUU